This is a messenger RNA of Rosa chinensis, 970 nucleotides long. RefSeq names its product 26S proteasome non-ATPase regulatory subunit 9. The record is from RefSeq and is a predicted model, not a curated record. The transcript is spliced from 5 exons. Gene Ontology annotation, biological process: proteasome regulatory particle assembly. Gene Ontology annotation, cellular component: cytoplasm; nucleus. Bases 71 to 727 code for a protein of 218 amino acids. Gene Ontology annotation, molecular function: protein binding. Lineage: Eukaryota; Viridiplantae; Streptophyta; Magnoliopsida; Rosales; Rosaceae.
CUUUCCCAGUCCUAUAAGUUGCAAAUUUCAUAUUCUUGAGGAAGAAGAAGAAGAAGAUAAGAAAACAAAAAUGGUGGCGGCGAAUCUGAAGGCGGAGACUUUGGGUCUGAUGGAGAAGAGGAGUGCUUUGGAGGCGGAGAUGAAUGCCAUCAUCGAGCGUCUUACUCAGCCCGGCGGCCCUGGACUUUCCGGCAACCUCCUUAACUUCGAGGGGUUUCCUCGCGAGGACAUUGACAUCCCAGCUGUGCGAGCUGAACGGCGUCGUCUUGCUGAACUGAAAAAUGAUUACAAAGAGAUUACGGAGAAAUUGGACCGAAAUAUACAAGUUUUGCAUUCGGCAAAGCUUGCUCCAAAAUCAUCAUCCCUCAAACCAUCAGAUGGUCAGAGUGGUUCAGUUGUCAGUGUUGGAGAAUCGGCAUCUUCAACCAAUGUUUCUUCGAAUGCGAUGGAUGUGGAUGUGAGCGUACCUUUUGCAUUGGUUGAUGAGAUAGCUGAUGCAUCACCAGCAGCAGAGGAUGGUUUACAGCUUGGAGAUCAGAUUGUGAAAUUUGGCAAUGUAGAAAAUGGUGACAAUUUGUUGCAGAAACUUGCUUCUGAGGCUCAAACGAAUCAGGGUUGUGCUGUACCUGUUAUGGUCUUAAGGCAAGGUGCCCAAGUCAACUUAAUGGUGACACCUAGAACAUGGCAAGGCAGGGGUCUGCUGGGGUGUCAUUUCCAGAUCUUGUAAGCAGUUUGGUUUCCGGCUGAAGCCAGAAGACUCUAAGACAGUUAUUUUCUUUUGAGUUUUGAUCAUGUUUAGUCCCAAAAUGUAGCCCAAUUUAGGCUUGUUCCAAUUAGCAGUUUCUUCCUUUUGGGCAUCUAUGUAUCUGAUGUAAUGUAGUUUGGUAUAUACAGAAGUCCUGAGAUUAUUUGCCUAUUUUAGCAAGUAUUUGAUGACUUUCUAAUUCAAUCUUGAAGUCCACUUUUCUCA